This is a messenger RNA of Meleagris gallopavo (turkey), 542 nucleotides long. Lineage: Eukaryota; Metazoa; Chordata; Aves; Galliformes; Phasianidae. The record is from RefSeq and is a predicted model, not a curated record.
ACAUUCAUGAGUUCCCACCUGGGACUGCUCUCAAAGCUCACUUUCUGUGCUUCAAACAAGAUCCAGCACUUUUCUUGUGACAGCUCCCCCUUAUUCCAGCUGUCCUGCUCUGACACCAGCUUGCUGUGGAGAACAGACUCCGUUUUGACCCUGUUUACUGUGCUGGGCUCAUUGUGUUUAACUCUGUCAUCUUACGUCUGCAUCUUUUUCUGCAUUCUACACGUGCCUUCCGGGAGGAAGAAAGAUUUUGCUACUUGUUCGUCCCAUCUCAUCGCCUCGGCCAUUGCAUUUGGAAGCUGCCUUGUGCUCUGUUCACAGCCCUCAGAACAUGCUUCUUUGGAGACCAGCAAAACUGUGGCUUUACUGAGCACUGUCCUGUACCCGUUCUUCAACCCUUUCACCUCCAGCCUUAGAAACAAGCUUGUGGCACUGGUCCUGAAGGAUGCCACUGCCCAUGCAAGAGUGCAGCUUUUCCCUCACUCGUGAUGCAUUUCUGGACAGCCAUGUGAAUUAUCUGCUAUUGUAUCUCAUGCUGCCUGGGG